GGGUGAAUGAAAAGAUAAAGGAGAAAGUAAAACGAAGAGUUAUACGAAGUAUAUAGCAAUAAUUAUGAGUAAUUAUAUGCAGGCGAUGAGAAUGGUAUUUGUGAUUGCCAUUUUAUUCCUGGCAGAAGCUGCUGCAGCCAAUGAAAUAGCAACGCCAACACCAACGCCAACGCCAACGCCCGCACCACAGACUGAACGCGGCGGGCUGCAGAGAAAAGUCGACGACGAAGUGCGGUGGGCAAUUGCGAUCGACAACUGCAUUGAAAGACUCAUUGAUCAAACUCCAGAGGGUGAAACUCUUACUGAUGACAAAAUCAGAGCCUUUGCGGACAUCUGCACACAAACUAUCGAGCAGAGUUGCCAUCACUCCGAUCAGUGUAUAUUGUUGAGAUCGGAGACCACUCUAAAUAUAUAAACAUCUACAGUUGCAUCUAAGUGGUAUAUCUAAGUGCUAAAAUAUUGGAGAUUCGUGCGUUUGUACGUACCUUCAUAUUUCUUACUUAUUUAAGUGAUCACAUUGUCUUUCAUUUGAAUUUGAUACAAUUGUUUAUUUGAGUAGAAUAUACAAAUAUUGUAUGAUAAGAAUGGUUAUCAUCUUAGACAAUUGAAAAAAUCAUGGAUGAGAGAAUGUUUAUUUGUAAAUAUAUGCUACUUCCACUCUUAAGUCUUGAAGAGGUUCUCCCGUA
Molecule: messenger RNA, 686 nt
Organism: Cuscuta epithymum
Lineage: Eukaryota; Viridiplantae; Streptophyta; Magnoliopsida; Solanales; Convolvulaceae
Source: the annotation of a GenBank genome assembly